Messenger RNA from Dentiscutata erythropus, 224 nucleotides. The record is from the annotation of a GenBank genome assembly. Lineage: Eukaryota; Fungi; Glomeromycota; Glomeromycetes; Diversisporales; Gigasporaceae.
AAAACCAAUUUCAAGAGAUAAAGAAUGUGACUCCAAUUAGAUCUCAUAAUAUUAUAAUAGGAAGGAGUGAGGAAUUACCUAUUAUAGUAUUAGAUGCUAGCACGGUUAAUAAGAAUCAAACUACUCCUAUUAAUAUGACCAUCUCCGGUAAUUUGUUUUCUGGAAUAUACUCACAGAGUGAGGGCACUAAUGUGCCUAAACCGACCAUGAAUGAACAAAGUGAA